Messenger RNA from Silurus meridionalis, 2544 nucleotides. RefSeq names its product TCDD-inducible poly(ADP-ribose) polymerase. NCBI's taxonomy places the organism in Eukaryota, Metazoa, Chordata, Actinopteri, Siluriformes, Siluridae. The record is from RefSeq and is a predicted model, not a curated record. Gene Ontology annotation, molecular function: NAD+ poly-ADP-ribosyltransferase activity; zinc ion binding.
AUGUCACGCGCUACCUACACAACCGGGUCUGAUUCGAACAAAGCGCACGGGGACUCCAUUCUACCAUCACACGCAUGCACGACGCACCGUGGCUCCAGGGAGGGAAAGAGAAGCAUAGAGCGUCUGGUCUAUUGCGCGUUUGGUCGCGCGCUGUCCCUGUCCUGUCCUACGUCUCCUGUCCCGGUACCUCUACUUUCAUGUCGCACGGAGAUUUUGCGGACGCGGCUUGGACACGCUCAUGAGCGCGCGGGAGUGCGGCUGGAGCGGAGGACGGCGCCGUGGGAGCAACCGGAGGACCGCAGGGUGUUCGCAGGACGGGGAGUUCGCGGAUCGUCGGAUUGGACUCGUGGACAAGAUCCCGCUGGUGAAACCGUACUUCAAGAAGAAGCACGCGCCGAGAAAGUUGGACCCCAAGUGCCUGCGGGCGCUCGAGGGCCCGAUCCUGAGCACGAUCCUGGGCGCGGAGGACCUGGCAGCGGGCGACGGGGUGUUCGUGCCGCCGGCGUCCGCGCGGCCGGUUCUGAUGUGCGCGGCGGCCGCGGCAGAGGAGGCGCGCGCUGGCGCGACGGCGGACGAGCAGCAAAGGCGUCGGUCGCGACGAGGGACCCAGGCGAGGAGGAGGCGUCGCCGGCGACGCCACCACUCCCGGCCCCGGCGCGCACGGCCGCCCUCGAGGACGGAGACAAGGCGCCGUGCGGCACCGGGGUGUCCGUCGUAGGCGGCGUCGGUCACGCGGAGCUUUUCCGUGACAAAAGCGACGAGGCCUCUUUGGAUCUAGUGUUCGAGCUGCUCAUGCAGCUGCAGUAUCACACGCGCCAGGACGACGCUGUGCCCGUGUGCGUGGACUUUUUGCGCGGCGCGUGCCUGAGCGGCAGCGAGUGCGCGCGGCACCACACCGCGCUGCCGUAUCACUGGCAGAUCCGGCGCGCGGAGCGCGUGUGGCAGAGUGUCGCCGAGGACGCGCAGGAACAGCUGGAGAGACUCUACUGCAAUCCGGACAAUGAACAAGUCCGGCUCAAGUUCCUGGGCCGAGUGUUCAUGCUGGACUUCAGUGCCAUGAGGGUGUGUGAUCUGGAAUUUGAUCUGGUCAGACGCUUGUCCACGCCCUCCAGCUUUGGAGCCCCGCCCCCCACCCCCAGCCACUCCUCUGCUACAAACCCCGCCCCCAACUAUCUCACAGUGUGGAAAUAUUACUGCAGAGAUAACUUCGGCUGGAGGGAGUACUCCGAGCCUGUGGUGCGUUUGAUAGAGGAAGCGACUGAGCGGGGGCUGAAGGAGGUGCGCUUCAUCACACUCCAGAACCAGUACAUCCUGAAUAUCCGCGAGGGCUUCCAGCAGAACGCCGUCUUUGGUUUCCGCCGCCAGAUCAAAAAACGUCCCCACUUUAUGUCCUCGAUCAGACUCUCGCCCUACCUGCAGACUCUGGGAGGUUUGUGUGCCCUGGAAGCUGGCGGGCCGCUGCCCCUUUCGCCCAGCCCUGCCACUGGACCGCGGCUUUUCCCCGAGACGUGGCUCCCCAUGAUCCCUGAGCAGGACUUCACCCAGGUGCCGGUGUCACGUGAGGACCGAAGCUACCGCACCGUCUACAACCUCUUCCACAAAACUGUGUCCGAGACCAAAUUCCGCAUCCUGAAGAUCCUCCGCGUCCAGAACCCCUACCUCUGGGAGAAGUACAAGAGGAAGAAGGAGUACAUGUCGCGGCGCAUGUCGGAGUCCGAGCGGCUGCUGAACGAGCGCCACCUGUUCCACGGCACGUCGCAGGACGUAGUAGAAGGCAUCUGCAAGCACAACUUCGACCCUCGCGUGUGCGGGAAACACGCCACCAUGUUCGGCCAGGGGAGUUACUUCGCACGCCGGGCGGCGUAUUCGCACAGCUUCGCGCGCCGCUCGCCGCGCGGCAUCCACUACAUGUUCUUAGCCAAAGUGCUGACCGGGAAGUUCACAGUGGGAAACCCGGGCAUGCGGCGGCCGCCCCCGCUGUGUCCCCGACAACCCGCCGGAGACCUGUUCGACUCGUGCGUGGACAACUGCGUCGACCCGCAGAUCUUCGUCAUCUUCAACGAUGAUCAGAGCUACCCGUAUUUUAUCAUCCAAUACGAGGAGGUGGCCAACACCGUCGCCAUCUGAGCCGACGCCCGAGGAACUCCUUACACGGACGUUACGUUACGAUACGAUAAGGUACGGACCGAACCGGAUCGGAGCGUCGACUCGGGAGCGCGUGCAUGUUUGAGGAACGUACUUCCAGGCUUCCAUCGUGCAGAAUCCAGACGAGUCUGACUCCGCCUCCGCGGUCCGUCACGAGCUACGGACUUUGACGUUUGGACUUGACGCCAUCAUCGAAGCAUUGACUUUUUUUUUUUUCGUUUGUUUUUUAUUUUGUAAAGACUCAAGCCCCUCCCCCCUGCCCAGUCGCUGCCAUCCACCGAUUUCCAUACUCAAUUUGUUGUACAUAAGCUUUCCUUGUUUAUAUUUGAACUGUGUGCCUUUUGUUCAUAAAAAAAUUAUUUAUGUUAAUUAACGUAACGAAUAAAGGUUGAAAAUGAA